Molecule: messenger RNA, 651 nt
Organism: Rhizophagus irregularis DAOM 181602=DAOM 197198
Lineage: Eukaryota; Fungi; Glomeromycota; Glomeromycetes; Glomerales; Glomeraceae
Source: RefSeq, a predicted model, not a curated record
AUGAAUAAUAACUCAAAUCGUAAAGACAUUAUUGUAGGCCUCGUUGAAGAUUUCACAGCCGAUAUUAAUAGUGAAAUCGCAAAAUAUCAAAUUGAAAAUGAUUCUUUAACUCAGGAUAAUAUUUCAUUGAAAUCUAUAAAUUCAAGUUUGGAUUCUGAAAUUCAAUUGUUGAAAUCUAGUAAUAAUAAUUUGCUACUUGAAAAAAACAGUUACAUUUCACAAUUAACCGUUCUUACAGAAUUGAAAGCUAAAAAUGAAUCUUUGGAAUUUGAAACUAGAGUUUUUGAUUCUGAAGUCUGCAAACUCCAAAAUGAAAUUAAUGCUUUACGUGAGAAGAAAAACGUUGUUAGGCCAAAAAUUGGAGUGUUUCAAAUAGAAAAUAAAUCACUUAAAGUGGAGCUUAAGGAGAAAAAUCAAUGUGUCAGAGAUCUUACCGAGCAUACAACUCGUUUAUUUUCUGCGAAUUGCGUACUUAUUAACAAGAAGAAUAGGCUUCAAUGUGAAAAUAACAAGUUUAUGCAAGAUAUCAAUUAUAAGGAUAAAUCUCAUAAUGAUAUUUCACAUAUAAUUUUAAGUUUUUUUAUAAAAAGAAGAGAUUUUAAAAUAUUUUUGAAUAUUCUUGAAUCAUAUCACUCAUAUGAUUUCCAAUGA